UUGAAACACUCUCGCUUUCAAAAAUAUAGUUUCUGCGUGCGAUAGCAAAAAUAUUCGCAUUCAAAUCAGAUGUUCGCGGUAUGAUCUCGUGACAUUUAGUUGACGAAAUUAAGCAAAGUGUUUACCCCAACAUGAUGUUAAGUGUGAUAAUCCUCUGCAUAAUUCUCCAAACGAUACCGAUUACUUCGCCGAUUCUGAUCGAAGAAAAUGGCAAAGAUCUACCGAACAAUUUUCAAGGAAAUGACGAAUAUCUCAGACGCCGAAAACGACCAAACUACCAGUCGAAUCCGAUACCAUCAGGCUGCCAUGGCAACGGGAGAACUUUCUUCAACAUCGACUUCAAUUACCAGGUCAACGUCAACUGCGACCUAGCCAAUCAUGGAGGCAAUUUCCAGGCUGAUGAUCAGAAACCGUUGUUAAAUAACAGGCCUUCUAUAGGCAGUCACAAACCCAAUUUUGGCAGUCACCACAAUAAGCCCAGUUUUGGGGGACAUAAGCCUGGCUUUGGUGGACACAAACCUGGUUUUGGUGGACACAAGCCAUUCGGUGGACACAAACCUGUUUUCGGGAGUCAUCAAUCAGGCUACGAUGAAGAUGAGUCAUCGUCAUCCGGAGGUAAUAAGCCAUUUGGUGGAAACAGACCCAUCAUCAAUGGAUUCCUUAGCAGUAGUGCAGUUUCAAGUUUUACUAGCCUGUUUCCAACUCCUGAAGAAAUAGGAAACGGUUUUGGGAACGGAUUAUCCUCGUUCCUUCAAACUGUGCCGCAAAUAGGCCAAAGUUUCCAAUCGCUCUUGCCAAACUUCGACGGUUUCGCAGCGUCGUUUGCUUCGUCACCAGGAAAUCAAGGUGGAGUUUCUAGUGGACCGAUUUCCAGUGGACCAAUUUCAAGUGGACCGAUCUCAGGUGGAUCUGGUGUCAGCCCAGUCGACCCAGUUGACCCAGUGGACCCAGUCGAUCCUGACGACAUAAUUUACAGUGACGAGACCAAACCAGUCAAUGAAAUUCAGGAUUCGCGUACAAAUCCAUAUAGGAGAAAAUCUCAGUCAGCGUACAGACCUCCUUCAAGAUUUUUGUCGGCCCUAUUUGACUGGUGAAAUCUUGUUAUAUAUUAGUUCAUACUUUGCCAAUUUUGCCAUAAAUCAAUAAUAGAACUGGA
Molecule: messenger RNA, 1156 nt
Organism: Phaedon cochleariae (mustard beetle)
Lineage: Eukaryota; Metazoa; Arthropoda; Insecta; Coleoptera; Chrysomelidae
Source: the annotation of a GenBank genome assembly